Messenger RNA from Gavia stellata (red-throated loon), 947 nucleotides. RefSeq names its product cell surface glycoprotein CD200 receptor 1-A-like. The transcript is spliced from 6 exons. The record is from RefSeq and is a predicted model, not a curated record. The coding region runs from base 27 to 947 and encodes 306 amino acids. Gene Ontology annotation, molecular function: signaling receptor activity. Gene Ontology annotation, cellular component: external side of plasma membrane. Gene Ontology annotation, biological process: regulation of neuroinflammatory response. NCBI's taxonomy places the organism in Eukaryota, Metazoa, Chordata, Aves, Gaviiformes, Gaviidae.
GAUGGAGUGACGGAGCUGCCUGAGCCAUGAAAGCAGGAGCCGACAUGAAGACUCCUGGGAAGACUCUGUGUGUUUUUGUGCUGCUCACCAUCACCAAGGUCACGAGAACUGUAGGGUUCCACAGAGUGUCAGCAACAGUAGGUAACAGCCCUGUGCUCACCUGCCCUUCCACAUCAAAUUUAACUAUGGUAACAUGGAAAAUAAGCCCCAAGGUUGGAGGCCCCUGCACCUUGGGAUACAGAGCUGAUCAGAACAAGACAGACAGAACAAACUGCAGUGACAGCAUGAACUGGAAAUUCAGACCGGAUCGGGAUCCUGCCCUUAAGAUACGGCAAGUGGGACUAGCCCAUGAGGGAAAUUACACCUGCGAAGCAGUAGCAACAGAAGGGAAUUUCCACAGGACGUACCACCUGACCGUGCUGGUGCCCCCCAGGCUGACCCUGUACUGUGAUGACCAUGGGAACCCGGUGUGCGAGGCAGCGGCAGGGAAGCCGGCUGCUCAGAUCUCGUGGGUCCUAGAGAGCAAUUCCACCCCCAAGGAAGAAGGCCACGACAACGGGACAGUGACUGUUCUCAGCAAGUUCACAGCACGCGGCACCAACAUGACUAAUACAACCUGCGUUGUGUCCCACCCAGCUGGGAACCAGCGCGAGUCCAUAGCCUGUCGUCCCUCAAAGAACGGCUUUAUCCUGAAUGUCUCCAUCAUUCUUUGUUUCCUGAGCAUUAUCACCUUCAUGGCUGUCAUUUACUAUUUUAAGCUCCGCAGUGACAGACUGUGCCACAAAACCAAACCUCCUGAGGCUUCUCCUGCACAUUCCCCACAGGAUGACACAAUGGAAGUGGAACCUUAUACUACCUAUGUGCAGAAGGAAAACGUAAUUUACAACUCAGUGUCUGAUCUGACAGUGGGGCAGAAUCUUCCACAAGGACUGUCGUCAGCAACAUGA